Molecule: messenger RNA, 1049 nt
Organism: Rhododendron vialii
Lineage: Eukaryota; Viridiplantae; Streptophyta; Magnoliopsida; Ericales; Ericaceae
Product: protein DETOXIFICATION 1
Exons: 3
Coding region: 121-678 (185 amino acids)
Biological process (GO): transmembrane transport
Cellular component (GO): membrane
Molecular function (GO): antiporter activity; xenobiotic transmembrane transporter activity
Source: RefSeq, a predicted model, not a curated record
CUUUCGAUAGCUGUUUCCUUAAGCAUGUAUCUCUUACAUAUAACAUUUGAACUAUUUUCUUAAGCUUGUUUCUAAUUGAAGCAUUUAUGUGCAUCAGUGCAUACAUAUCUGAUUAUAUGUAUGUAUUAUACACCACUGAAAAGAGUAAAAUUGAUCUGUAGCACUCGGGUUUCAAAUGAAUUAGGAGCUGGGAAUCCACGGGCAGCUCAACUGAGUGUCUGCACUGUGAUGGUUCUUGCUGUUGCAGAGGCAAUUACGGUGAGCGCGGCUCUCUUUUGUUGCCGCUUCAUUCUGGGAUAUGCAUAUAGUGGUGAGAAAGAAGUCGUGGAUUAUGUCAGAGAAAUGACUCCUAUUCUCUGUCUCUCCAUCGUCAUGGACAGCUUAACGGCAAUACUAUCUGGGAUUGCCAGAGGAAGUGGGUGGCAGCAUAUCGGUGCCUAUGUCAAUUUCGGGGCAUAUUAUCUGGUUGGAAUACCAUUGGCUAUUGUAUUGGGUUUUUUUCAAAAUCUAAGAGGCGAGGGGAUUUGGGGUGGAAUCGUGGCAGGAACAAUACUGCAAGUCAUUCUGCUUACUUCUGUAACAUGUCUUACUAAUUGGCAAGAACAGGCAAAUAAAGCCAGGGAAAGAAUAUUCAAGGGGAGAAUUCGGGCUGACAAUUUAAUUGAUCAGUUGAACUAGUGGUUCUCAGGAGCCUGCUGCUUUUCCAGACACCAUUUGAUUUGAGACUUCCACAUUUCUCAAGACGGCCUGUGAUUUUUUGCGCUCCUUUUUGACGUUGAGAAGACGGCAAUCGAAUAGAAGUACAAACUUGGUAUCUGAGAUCGAAAUUGUGUUCCAAAAGAUUCAUCUUUCAGAAUUCAGAUUAUCUUCCAUGUUCAAAAUGUUUCUUUUGCUUCCACUAAAGGAUUAAUCAUCCGGUUGUACUUCAAAAAGUUUUAUUCAUUACCCACAUGCUAUCUUACCGAGUUUUUCCACCAGAAUGAACUCAUGUUUUUUUCCCCUGGUGAUGUGUUAUUCGUUGUCUAAAAUGUUACAAUCGGAAAUCUAGA